Molecule: messenger RNA, 2955 nt
Organism: Rotaria sp. Silwood2
Lineage: Eukaryota; Metazoa; Rotifera; Eurotatoria; Philodinida; Philodinidae
Source: the annotation of a GenBank genome assembly
AUGGUAUAUUCAACUGGUGUUGACCCACGUCAUUUAGCUGUUGGUGAUUUCAACAACGAUUCUGAACUGGAUAUUGUUGUCGCUAAUUAUAUUGACUGUAAUAUCAGUAUACUUCUUGGAUAUGGAAAUGGUUCCUUUGCAACUCAAACAACGUACUCAACGGGUAUUGGCCCAUUAUAUGUAGCUCUUGGCGAUUUUAACAACGACAUUCGACUAGAUAUCGUCGUCGUUAAUACUAUUGACAACAGUAUUAGUGUAUUUCUCGGAUAUGGCAAUGGGUCUUUUGCAAAUCAAAUAACGUACGCAACUGGUUCUUCUCCAAGAUCUGUAGCCGUAGGUGAUUUUAAUAACGAUAAUCAACUGGAUGUCAUCGUUAUUAAUCAUGAUGACAAUAAUGUAGGUGUAUUUAUCGGAUAUGGGAAUGGUUCUUUUGCAAAUGAAAUCAUCUCUUCAAUUGGUCCUGGUCCACUGUUUGUAGCUGUUGGUGAUUUUAACAACAACAAUCAACUGGAUAUCGUCGUGACGUAUGACUUUAACGCCAAUAUUGGGGUAUCUCUUGGAUAUGGUAAUGGCUCUUUCGCAAAGCCAUUCACAUAUUUAACAAGCUCCUUUGUAUUCCAUAUAGCUGUUGGCAAUUUCAAUAACGACAUUCAACUGGACAUUGUCGUUACUCAUGGUACUGACGAGAAUGUUGGUAUACUUCUUGGAUAUGGUAAUGCCUCUUUUGCAAAUCAAAUCACGUAUGCAUUUGGCCUUUCUCCAUCCUAUGUAAGUGUUGGCGAUUUCAACAGUGACACACGUCUCGAUAUCGUUGUCUCUGAUUUUACUGGCAACAAUGUGGGUGUACUACUCCAUUAUGCUCGAGCAUCUUUAGGAAAAGGAAUAAUAUUGGCAUCUGGUAAUGGUGCUCGUAUACAAGAUGUUGCUAUUGGUGAUUUUAACAACGACGCAAUACAAGAUAUUGUCGUUGUAAAUUAUGGUACUAAUAAUAUAGGUGUACUUCUUGGAUUCGACAAUGGAUCUUUCCUAGAUCAAAUGAUGUUUUCAACAGAUUCAAUGUCUAAUCCAUAUUCAAUCGCCAUUGGUGAUUUCAAUAAAGACGAUCAUCUCGACUUUGCGGUGGCCAACCAUGGGGCUCAGAAUGUCGAUAUGCUUCUUGGAAAUGGAAAUGGAAUAUUUUCACCUCAAAUACUUUAUGGACAUGGUUUAGAUUUCACUCCCUUUAUUGUCGCUGCGGGUGAUUUCAACAAGGAUGGACAAUCAGAUAUUGUUGUCGCAUAUAAUGACUCUGAUCAUGUCGAUAUACUUAUUGCAUAUAAUACAGGAACUUUUAGAAAACAAGCGACGUAUUUGACUGGCUCUAAUCCCCUCUCUGUAGCCGUUGGUGAUUUCAACAACGACAUGCGACUAGAUAUUGUCGUGGCUAAUUUCUUGAGCAACAGUGUGAGUAUAUUGCUUGGAUACGGAAAUGGAUCUUUUACGAAUCAUACAAUAUACUCAACUAACAUCUGGCCAUUUAAUGUAGCUGUUGGUGAUUUUAAUCAAGACAAUCAAUUGGAUAUCCUCGUCCUUUAUGUUGGUAGCAAUAUUGACAUACUUCUUGGCUAUGGUAACGGCUCUUUUACGAAUCAAAUAACAUACUCAACUGGCAUUUCGCCAUCUGAUGUAGCUAUCGGUGAUUUCAACCAGGACACUCGACUAGAUAUCAUCGUCACUAAUAGUGAUAAUGCCACUCUAAUUAUACUUCUAGGAUUUGGUAAUGGGUCUUUUUCAAAUAAAAUUACCUACUCAACUGAUUCUAUUCCAAGUUUUGUAGCUGUCGGUGAUUUCAAUAACGACACGCGACUGGAUAUAAUCCUGAUUUAUUAUAAUGAUAACACUGUAAGCAUACUUCUAGGAUUAGGCAAUGGCUCUUUUACAAAUCAAAUCACGUAUUCAACUGAGUCAACUCCAGAUUUUUUAGCUGUCGGUGAUUUCAACAACGAUGAUCGAUUGGACAUCGUUCUAAUUAAAUCUAAUGAGAGCACUGUAAGCAUACUUCUGGGAUAUGGUAAUGGUUCUUUUUCAAAUUCAAUAACGUCUUCCGCUAGUUCUUAUUCAUUGUCUGUAGAUGUUGCUGAUUUUAACAACGACACUCAAUUAGAUAUCGUCAUCGUUAAUUAUCACGAUAACACUGUAGGUGUGCUUCUUGGUUACGGUAAUGGUUCUUUUGCAGAGCAAAUCACUUAUUCGACUGGAUCUCGUCCAAUGUCUGUAGCUGUCGGCGAUUUUAAUAAUGACAGUCAACCGGAUAUCGUCGUUGCGAACUUUUAUGACCACAGUGUAUGUGUAUUUCUUGGAGACUUUAAUAUGGUUUUUGUAUACCAAAUGUCCCUCACAACUGGUAAUGGGUCAAUGCCACAUUCAUUCAUUAUUGCUGAUUUUAAUGAUGAUACUUACAUGGAUAUCGGCGUAGCCAAUUCAGGCACUAAUAAUGUGGGUAUUUUUCUUGGAUAUAACAAUGGCUCUUUCGCAAAUCAAAAAACGUAUCCAUCUGGCUCUUCUCCAUUGUCUAUAGCUGUGAGUGAUUUCAACAACGAUACUCGAUUGGAUAUCGUCGUCGUUAAUUCUGAUGACGAUAAUAUAGGUAUAUUUCUCGGAUAUGGUAAUGGCUCGUUUGCAAAUCAAACGACGUAUUCAACGGGCUCUGAUUCUCAACCAUAUUCGAUCGCUGUUGGUGAUUUCAAUAAUGACGUCUCACCAGACAUCAUCGUCACUAAUCAUGGCACUAACAAUGUAGUUAUCUUUCUUGGAUAUGGUAAUGGCACAUUUGAAGAUCCAAAAGCGUUUUCGAUCGGUUUCGGAUCUUCUCCAUUUUCUGUUGUUGUUAGUGAUUUUAACAAUGACGAAAAGCUGGAUUUCGCUGUCGCCAACUAUGGUAGUGACAAUUUAAAAGUUCUGUUGCAGACUUGUUAA